AUGAAGGACAUCAAUCAAACCAAAGUAUCGGAGUUCAUCCUACGUGGGGUGUCAGAUGUCCCAUACCUCCAGUUGCCUUUGUUUAUGGUGUUUUUCCUCAUUUAUCUAGCAUCACUGGUUGGGAAUUCCCUGAUUGUCCUUCUGAUAUGCCAUGAUUCUCACCUCCACACUCCCAUGUACCUAUUUCUGUGUAACCUGGCUGGGCUGGAUAUUUUCUAUUCCUCUGUCACCUCUCCAAAGAUUCUCACAGAUUUCUUUUCUAAAGUCAAGACAAUUACUGCUUCUUCAUGUAUCACUCAGUUCUUUUUCUUUUUCUCCUUUAUAUGCAUUGAACUGUAUUUGCUGGCUGUGAUGUCUUAUGAUAGAUAUAUCGCAAUCUGUCACCCUUUGCAUUAUAUCCAGAUAAUGCACCCCAAGAUUUGUGCUCAAAUGGUGUCCGCAUCUUGGGUCAUUGGGUUCCUUACCUCAUUGAUACAUACCCUCUGUAUUCUGAGACUGAACUUCUGUGGCCCCAAUGUCAUCAACAGCUUCUUCUGUGACCUCCCUCAGUUGUUUCUAUUGUCUUGUACUGAUACUUUCAUUAACGUCUUUGUCAUGUUCCUUGUUGGUAUCUUAAUGGGUUCCGGUGCUCUUAGUAUGACCUUUGUACCAUAUAUCAGGAUAUUUCGCACCAUCAUGGGGAUUCACUCCCAGAAAGGAAAGAUGAAGGCCUUUUCCACAUGUACUUCCCACCUAACAGUAGUCUUCAUCUUUUAUGGAACUCUCAUCUUUACCUACCUCCGUCCUAACCCCACUUCCACUGCUUCAGAAGAUCGUCUUGUGUCCAUCGAUCAUCUUGUGCCUAUCAUCUACAUGGUGAUUACACCACUCCUCAAUCCCUUGAUUUACAGCUUACAGAAUAAAGAUCUCAAAACAGCACAGAGGAGAAUUUUGUACUGCAAAGCAUGGGAAAUUCUGGCACAGCAUAACAAUGCCAAUUGUGAACUAGACGAACAAUUUAAUUUUAUGUAA
This is a messenger RNA of Staurois parvus, 1011 nucleotides long. Lineage: Eukaryota; Metazoa; Chordata; Amphibia; Anura; Ranidae. The record is from the annotation of a GenBank genome assembly.